GCUUUGAAGAUAUGCAGGUUAAAGAUAGCAAUUCUGGGGGAGGGAGCUCUGUGUGGGCUUCAUGACAUCAACUGCUAAGUGAUUGGGUUUUUUUUUCCCCUAGCCUAAAACGGACUGGUGUGCAGCAGAGCUGGCUGGUGUAAAGUCUGACAGGCUUUCUUGUCUAUUCCUCUGCACAUUGCCUGUAUUCCCCCCUCUCUCACAUCAAUAUUUAAUCCUUUUCUAAGAGCAAUGAGAUAAUGCAAUGUGCAGAGGCUGGGAAGGUGCAGUGAGAGAGAGCCGUGCUGCUGCAUGCUACUACAACUGCUGUUGCUGACUGGACUCGGCAAGCCAGGAUACUCGGGCUGAGCCCUGGUGCAUGCAGCUCUACAAGCUCUCUCCCUAAAAUAUGUCCUCUCCGGACCCCACCACCUCCUUCCUGGAAAGGGCAGCUGGGGAGGAGGACACGGGAGGAUGAGGAGAGAGAGACGGCCAGAGCAUAGGAGGAGGAGGAGAAGGAGAGGAGGGGGUGCUGGAAGAAGUGAGGCCGGCGCGGAGGAUGAAGUGGGGUGUCCGGGGAGCCUGCACUGCGCUCUCCAGCUGCUUCUUGCUUGCCUGCGCCUUGAGUGCGGCCGCCGUUGGCCUCAAGUGCUUCUCUUUGGGUUCUGAGCUGAAAGGUGAGCCAUUCCGUCUGGGAACAGCCGCCGGCGCCUUCUACUCUGGAUUGCUGCUGUCAGCUGGCCUCUCGCUCUUGGGCUCUGCCCUGCUCUGCUGCCGUGAGGACGCGGAAGGGGAGAGUAAACCCGGCAGCCAGAAUUUCCUCCUCCUCGGCGUGCUAGUCUUCAUGUUGGGAGUGUUGAGCGCCUUUGCGGGGGCAGUGAUAGAUGGGGACACCGUGUCACUAGUGGAGAGGAAGUACUCACACUUUUGCCUGCAGCAACCAACACCUGGCGCGGGUAGCAGCACCACCACCAAGUGCCAGAAACUGAAGGAUUACCAGCGGGGUUUGGUUAUUUCCACCAUUUUUAACUCCCUGGAAUGCCUGCUUGGGCUCAUCAACUUGUUGCUAGUAAAAAACUACAAAUCCUCCCAGCAACGCCGCAGAAGGAGGAGGAGAUGUGGGGGAAGGCGCUUCCAGAGGCAAAACAGGGGCUCAAUUUUCUCUAAUGAGGAGCAUGACUUCUCCCCUGGGGAUUUCCCUUUCCAGAGUGUGUCCUAUAUCAAUGUUGGGGUGUUUCACCUGUUUGAUGAAGCGGGGGUGGAGGUGCACUGUGGGGGUCACCCCUCUCUGGAGCUCCCCGGUUACUCCCCUAUGGACCCAGAUUUAAAUUCAUCAUACCCCUAUUGUUACCCUCUACCUAAUGAGCAGCCCCCUCCAUAUGAUGAGAUUUACCCUGCUACUGAAAUGUGCAGCAGCAGCACAACCACCACAUAGCAUCCACCUGACUGCUGUACAGACCCAACUGCUCCAUGAUCUGCACUGACAAUCAUUGAUGCCUGCAAAUGUGACAGGGACACGUUACACAAGGACUACCACACUGUAUCUAAAUGGUUGUGUUCAAAUAAUGCUCAUAGCCAGUGUAUGGUAAGGGGUGACUGGUGUUUGUAUGUGUGCGAGUGUAUGUACUUGGAGGUCCCAAGAGAUCCACCUGUCUUCACUUGACUCCAAUCAUUUAUUUGACAUUUGUGGAGUCAGUAGUGAAGACUAUAGAUCUAUCAGUUUUUCCUCCUCUUCACAUUUACUUUGUCAUACCAGUGUAAAUCUAAAUUUUGUUAUUCGUCACUAUUGCCAUGGUUACAGUGUCUAGCUACAAAAUUAUUAUGUCAGUAUAAAUAGGCUUUUAUUUCAUGUCUGAUGAGAUUACUCAUCUUUACCAAAUCUCAAGAUUUUAUCAGUAAAUGCUUCUGAUCAUGUCACUGCUCCUACCAUUUUUUCUUAUUAAUGAAUCAUCAAAUAAUGUUUAAUAAGAAAGCCUCAAAAUUGGAUUGAUUGUACAGAAAUGACAAAAUUGCACAAAGCUUCUUGGCAGCACUCUAACCAGGGGCAGAAUUGGGAAUGAGUACAGUGGCCCAGAGGGUGAAGGUGGCCCAGCAAUGGGAGGCUGUGUGGAAUAUGUGUUCUGCAAAGACAGCUGCUGGCACUUUUGAGUGCCCUUGCAGCGCAGACAGAGUUAAUAAAGGUCUGUGUCUUUGUUGGCUUGGCAGCUGAUCACAUGUUAUGUGGGUUGAACUAUUCAGAUGUGUUGUUGUGUAGCGAUUGUGCUUCUCAGAAUGAGUCUUUGCUUGAAAACAGUUUGACACUUGUAGGAGUCACUGGGCGAAGAAGGGUCAGUGUUCAAGCUUUGAUUUCAGCAUGGAUAUUAAUGAUCCAGCACUCCUGUCUCUGCUGGUCUUCUGUCAUCUUAUAGUUGCCAUCUGUCUCUAAUUCAACCCCAGGUUUUCCAGAUUUUACCAGGACAUUCUUAUCCCCGGAAAAGUCCCUGUUUUCUGUAUUAACCAAGAGAGUAAUACAUGUCCUCUUUUGUAUACAUUGAAUAGAAUACAAUGGUAACUAUAUCUAUAGCUGGCUGACUAUGAGUUAAUUUAUUUACAGUGAAAGAAUUACAUUAUAUAACCAAGGUCAGUAAAACGAUCUAGAUGAGGAUUGCAGUACAUUUAUCCCCAUCUCUAUAGUGACAUGUCUGAUGAUGUGCUUAUCUCUUCAGCAGUGUCCCUUUGGAAUUAUUUUAAAUUGUUUGCAAAAAAUGGACCUAUCUCACAUCUUCUAGCAAGGCUCCUGUAUAUGAUACAGUAAGGGAACAGACAUGUCUAGCUUAUGCUUUCAUGAUUCAGUGCAGAGCAGAUUGCAUAUGUGGGGGAAGAGAGUCCUCCACUGGAGGGACUGCAGUGAUCACGUCUCUUCAUUAGAAGAACAGUUUGUAUUAUUUUCUAGAAAGAUUGGUGAUCAGGAAAUCAACUUGGAAUAUUAUUCUAAAUGAAACUUUUAGUGAUAGCUAGAAAUAACUGAAGUUUAUGUGCAGCUAUUUUAGGGUUCACUGGAAAAGACCCACAACUUAACGGCAGCGUUGUGGUCAUAUACAUUAUCUUGGUUAGGUGUUGUCAUAUUUUAUUUAUUUAUUUUACAGAUAGGAUGGAAGGAGACAACCAUGGAUCGAGUAAGCUGUGUAAGAGUUACGUGCCUUAGUGAUAUCCAGUAUCCACUCAGCCAGUUAAUUGUUCUGAACAGUCUAUGUCAGGCUGACUGGGUGUUCUGGAAUCUGUAGUUCCAUAACAGAUGGAGAGUCACAGGUUGUUUUUCUCACCCUCCACAAACAAACAUGUCAGAGACAGUUGACUUAUAACAAUGUUCUGCUUCAAUCCCAUAAACAAUAUGCAACACUGGUAUUGGGGAAUUUGCUGGGACAAUGACUUCCUACUUCAUUUAGUAUGCAGGGGGACAUUUAAUGAAUUACUGUGUCACCACAUGCUUGGCGGCUGGAUUAUAUAGGCUAAUAAAACUAAAUAUAAAACACACCUGGCUUUAUAUUUAAUAUUAUUGACCCUUUAAAUCCAGCGGCCGAAACCACCAAAGCUGUGGUGACUUUCAAAAGCGCUGCUUAGUAACUUCCCGAUUCAGGGGCAUAUCCAAUUAGCCCCAGUAAUUUACCAGGGCUAAUUGUCCCGCUGGGUGCUAUCCUAUUACCCCCGAUAAGCCAGCACGAGUGGUGCCUUAUUGGGGAUUACCUGAAGCUGCAUCGGAUGCCGGCUCCUGACAGUGCCUGGUGCAGCUCUGCUCCUCUGGCUCCCACGGUCACAUGGCCGCUCUCCUGUCAUGUGACCGCUGCCUUUGGCGGAGGAGAGGGGUGAUGCGGUCACAGCGGUUUUUCGCACCCGAUGUUUUGCUGGGCCUAAUAGGAUAUCCCCCUCAGAGUUAAACUGCUCAAGUUUUUACUGACUACUCCAUGGAAAGCAUGGUUCCUGUUUUACAUAAUAGUACUUUAUUUCUUAGAGCAGUAAGAUAAAGCACUACCAUGUGACAGGGGAACAGCAGUUUGCACUAAGUGCAGUUGAUCAGUAAGUUUACAGUACAUUCUGCCCCAUUCUCUGAGUGGAACAGGUUUGAAUAUACGGGGCGAAGGUUUGAAUAUUCGGAGGCAGAGGCGGAGGCGGUGCUGGGAGAUGAGAUCAUCUCCAUGCUGCCUCUCCCUAUUGUAGUGAACGGGUCCCGGUCGCAUUGACCCGGGAGCCCGUUCACGUUGCCACUGACUCGGUAUUCAACCCGGGAAUAACACUGCAUUAUUCCUGGGUUGAAUUACGGGGUCAGGGGACCCUGGAUUUCGACCAUGGCCCUUUCACAUCGCACACCGACCUGUGUCGACCCGGCAGUAUGCCGUGCGGAUACCGUGUUAUUUGUUCGGUAUGAAAGGGGUUUUAGCCUAAUUAAUAGAAUUCUGCUCAGUGCCAAAAGUGACUUUCAAAGUGCACACAGAAUGUCAUACUGCCUGCCCUGUUCACACUAUGACCACUGCAUCAGCAAUGCAUAAACGUUUACCCAUUCUGAUGUCUUGGGUGUGGUAUAGAAGAUCAACACCAAAUGGUCGACGGGUACAAAAGGUCAACAAGUACAAAAGGUCGACAGUGGGUAAGGUUGAAAGAUCGACAUGACAACGGUCGACACAAGUGUUUUCAGUUUCAAUCUUGUAUGUUUAAUAAUAUGUGACCACCAUUAGUAAAAACAUUUACCCUCGCAGGCUCGCAUCGCUCGCCACGCUUUAGGCGGGUUACUAUUCCAGAUUGUAGUACACGUGGAUAGUAAAUCAAGCAAAUGUUGGGAAAACAUGUAAAAAAACAAAACACCUGUUGACCAUUUGUGUGUCGACCAGUGUCAUGUCGACCUUUUGUACCUGUCAAUCAUCCGGAUACAUGGUAUCUUUUAGCAUGGAGUUGCACUGGCCAUGGGAUCAAUGCAUUAGAAGUGACAGGCAGAUGGUCAGUGCAUCCUGACUGCACAGAUAAUACAGCGCAAAUCUCCAUGGGAAUAAGCAUCGCAUUUGCAUCAUUUAAAUUCAAUACAGAACCAUUUUCAUGUCCCCAUGGCCUUAGUCUCAUAAGACUGACAAAACAGAUAUAAGGAGGAAAGUUACUAUAGUUAUUCUUUUACUUUGGGAAUAUUUAUACUGAUAGAUUAAAGAGAAAGUUAUGUGUUUGUGUUUUUAAUUUGUUAGUGUUGCACCUUGAAAAGCACAUUGAAAAGGUAAAGCUAUGUGUAUUUGUGCCUGCCGAAUAUAAAGCUCUUAAAAUAAGAGUAUACAGAUGUUUAGAAAAUAACGAGAAGCGCAUAAUUUACCACUGUCAUUUAUACCCCUCUCACUAAUAUAAUUUGCAGUUGACACACAAAUCAUAUAGACAGAGUAAAGGCCAGUACAUGAGGCAUUUUAUGUGUUAUUAGAAUAUUCAUUUUGUAAUUAAAAUUGAAAUAAUAUAUUUUAUUGCCAUCUGAUCUUGUGCCAUUUACUCUGCUUUGGGUACACACUUUAUUUUCAGAGAAUUUCUAAUUGUAUUUAAGAUGUUUGUUUUAUGCCGUCAAAAAAAUAGGCAUUCAUGUAUAUUAUUUCUGCUGACUGUAUUAUUCACAAUAUUGCAUGGACACAUCCACAAUCUGUGUAGACAAACCUAUUACCUUCUUAGUAGUAAUAUUACAACCAUUAUGUCAAUGUUGCAUGCUUUCGUUUAAUGUUACAAUUUACCAUGACAAUCACCUGUUGAUUGAUUUACUUGAAUGCUAAUAUUUGGUAUUGAAAAUUCCAAACCUACUCUUUCAUUCAUUUUUUAUGAUGCAUUUCAUCUGAAUUGGUUCUUGCUACAUUUUGGCAGUGCUAUGGUUAAACGAUGUUAGUGAAGUCUACGAAAAUGGAAAAAAGGGAGAUGUGAAACUUGUGGCAUGAGAUGAGAGAAAUGAUGUAAGAAAAUGUCAUGCAAAUUGAGUUUUGCAGCACAACAGGCCGCUGUCCAGAGAUUCCAGGGGGUAAAUUUACUAAGAUGGGAGUUCUAUUUAAGAUGGGAUGUUGUCCAUAGCAACCAAUUAGAUCCUACUUCUCAUUUAUCUAGCACCUUUUAGAAGAUAAUUCCUAGAAAUUGAUUGGUUGCUAUGGGCAACAUUCCAUCUUAAACAGAACUCCCAUCUUAGUAAAUAUACCCCCAGGUUCUGACAAUGAUCUAAUCUUUGAGUUUGACUGUCUCAUCAUUCCACAGAAUUUCAUUUAUGCUCUGGGGAAGAAGAGUUAAUUUAUGCUGCUGUGAUGUAUAGAUGGUAUAGGAGUAGGAACACUUAAGGCCAAACUGCUGAUGUAAAGUGCAAUAAUUUGUGCCCAAAUAUGGAAUGAGGUGACUAUUUUGUAAAACAUUUUAAAAAUGUUGCUCAUCUCUAAUAAUAAGCUUCUGGCAUGCCAUUAUGUAUGGGCCCCACUGUCAUUUAUCCAGGGUCAUAUCUAUCAUGAAACUGAACUCAAAGUAGAGUGACAUGUGACACUCACAGAUGAGGAGGUAUAUUUACUAACAUGCAGGUUUUCAGAAUUGGAGAUGUUGCCCAUAGCAACCAAUCAGAUUCUAGCUAUUAUCGUCAAGAAUGUGCUAGAUAAAUGACAAGUAGUUUGUGAUUGGUUACUAUGGGCAACAUCUCCACUUCUAAAAACCCACACUUUAGUAAAUAUAUCCCUAUGAUUUAAAAAUACUGUAACUUUUUGCUAUGUAUGUGUUCCAGUUUUUCCAGGACAGACCAGAUUAUUCCAUUUAUAAUCUACAAAACUAAAUUUGCAUUCUUGUACUUCUUUGCAUUCAUAUAUUAUUUUAUUCAUUCAUUCAUUCAUAUAUUUAUUUAUUUAUUUAUUUGUGAAUUGUAUUUAUUAACAAUGCCAAUGAACCCAGAAUAACAGAAAUGGAAGAUUGGUAUAGCCUUGUGUGUAUCUGACAUAUAAAAAUAGACCAAAAAUGAAGACACAUGUACAAUAUCUCCCUGUUUUUAGUUUGAAACCUAUGGGUCAAUCAGUUAUAUCUAAUCAUAAAGCCAAUGCUAAUUGAA
Pseudophryne corroboree (corroboree frog) is the source of this 7036-nucleotide messenger RNA. It is a transcript of the gene TMEM271, whose product is annotated as transmembrane protein 271. The transcript has a single exon. The coding region runs from base 539 to 1414 and encodes 291 amino acids. NCBI's taxonomy places the organism in Eukaryota, Metazoa, Chordata, Amphibia, Anura, Myobatrachidae. The record is from RefSeq and is a predicted model, not a curated record.